UUUUUAGUAGAGACGGAGUUUCACCAUGUUGCCCAGGCUGGUCUUGAACUCCUGAACUCAGGUGAUCUGCCUGCCUUGGACUCCCAAAGUGCCGGGAUUACAGGCCUGAGCCACCGCGCCUGGCCUCUUAACCUGAACUCUUAUAGGAAACAUUAUUCUUGGCCGGGCGUGGUGGCUCUUGCCUGUAAUCACAGCACUUUGGGAGGCCAAGGUGGGCAGAUCACUUGAGGCCAGGAGUUCGAGACCAGCCUGGCCAACAUGAUGAAACCCCAUCUCUACUAAAAAUACAAAAAUUAGCCAGUGUGGUGGCUCAUGCCUGUAAUCCCAGCACUUUGGGAGGUCUAGGCAGGUGGAUCACUUGAGGUCAGGAGUUCGACACCAGCCUAGCCAACAUGGUGAAACCCCAUCUCUACUAAACAGAAAAAAAAAAAAAAUUAGCCGGGUGUGGUGGUGGGCGCCUGUAAUCCCAGCUACUUGGGAGGCUGAGGCAGGAGAAUCCCUUGAACCCGGGAGGCAGAGAUUGUAGUGAGCCGAGAUUGUGCAACUACACUCCAGCCUGGGCAACAGAGCAAGACUCCAUCUCAAAAAAAAAAAAAGAAAAGAAAAGAAAAAGAAAGAAACAUCAGUCUUGACAACUUGAGGAGCGAGGAUGGCAGUCAACAAAGGCCUCACCUUGCUGGAUGGAGACCUCCCUGAGCAGGAGAAUGUGCUGCAGCGGGUCCUGCAGCUGCCGGUGGUGAGUGGCACCUGCGAAUGCUUCCAGAAGACCUACACCAGCACUAAGGAAGCCCACCCCCUGGUGGCCUCUGUGUGCAAUGCCUAUGAGAAGGGCGUGCAGAGUGCCAGUAGCUUGGCUGCCUGGAGCAUGGAGCCGGUGGUCCGCAGGCUGUCCACCCAGUUCACAGCUGCCAAUGAGCUGGCCUGCCGAGGCUUGGACCACCUGGAGGAAAAGAUCCCCGCCCUCCAGUACCCCCCUGAAAAGAUUGCUUCUGAGCUGAAGGACACCAUCUCCACCCGCCUCCGCAGUGCCAGAAACAGCAUCAGUGUUCCCAUCGCGAGCACUUCAGACAAGGUCCUGGGGGCCGCUUUGGCCGGGUGCGAGCUUGCCUGGGGGGUGGCCAGAGACACUGCGGAAUUUGCUGCCAACACUCGAGCUGGCCGACUGGCUUCUGGAGGGGCCGACUUGGCCUUGGGCAGCAUUGAGAAGGUGGUGGAGCACCUCCUCCCUCCAGACAAGGAAGAGUCAGCCCCUGCUCCUGGACACCAGCAAGCCCAGAAGUCUCCCAAGGCCAAGCCAAGCCUCUUGAGCAGGGUUGGGGCUCUGACCAACACCCUCUCUCGAUACACCGUGCAGACCAUGGCCCGGGCCCUGGAGCAGGGCCACACCGUGGCCAUGUGGAUCCCAGGCGUGGUGCCCCUGAGCAGCCUGGCCCAGUGGGGUGCCUCAGUGGCCAUGCAGGCGGUGUCCCGGCGGAGGAGCGAAGUGCGGGUACCCUGGCUGCACAGCCUCGCAGCCGCCCAGGAGGAGGAUCAUGAGGACCAGACAGACACGGAGGGAGAGGACACGGAGGAGGAGGAAGAAUUGGAGACUGAGGAGAACAAGUUCAGUGAGGUAGCAGCCCUGCCAGGCCCUCGAGGCUUCCUGGGUGGUGUGGCACAUACCCUGCAGAAGACCCUCCAGACCACCAUCUCGGCUGUGACAUGGGCACCUGCAGCUGUGCUGGGCAUGGCAGGGAGAGUGCUGCACCUCACACCAGCCCCUGCUGUCUCCUCAACCAAGGGGAGGGCCAUGUCCCUAUCAGAUGCCCUGAAGGGCGUUACUGACAACGUGGUGGACACAGUGGUGCAUUACGUGCCGCUCCCCAGGCUGUCGCUGAUGGAGCCCGAGAGCGAAUUCCGGGACAUCGACAACCCACCAGCCGAGGUCGAGCGCCGGGAGGCGGAGCGCAGGGCGUCUGGGGCGCCGUCCGCCGGCCCGGAGCCCGCCCCGCGUCUCGCACAGCCCCGCCGCAGCCUGCGCAGCGCGCAGAGCCCCGGCGCGCCCCCCGGCCCGGGCCUGGAGGACAAAGUCGCCACGCCCGCAGCGCCGCGCCCGGGCUUCCCGGCCGUGCCCCGCGAGAAGCCAAAGCGCAGGGUCAGCGACAGCUUCUUCCGGCCCAGCGUCAUGGAGCCCAUUCUGGGCCGCACGCAGUACAGCCAGCUGCGCAAGAAGAGCUGAGUCGCCGCACCAGCCGCCGCGCCCCGGGCCGGCGGGUUUCUCUAACAAAUAAACAGAACCCGCGCUGCCCAGGUGAGCGUUGCCACUUUCAAAGUGGUCCCCUGGGGACCUCAGCCUCAUCCCGAUGAUGCUGCCAAGGCGCACUUUUUUUUUUUUUUUUUUUUUUUUUAGCAUCCUUUUGGGGCUUCACUCUCAGAGCCAGUUUUUAAGGGACACCAGAGCCGCAGCCUGCUCUGAUUCUAUGGCUUGGUUUUUACUAAAAGAGUAAUUGCCUAACUUGAUUUUUCAUCUCUUUAACCAAACUUGUGGCCAAAAGACAUUUGACCAUUUCCAAAAUUCAGAUUCUGCCUCUGUGGAUAAAUAUUUGCCACGAAUGAGUAACUCCUGUCACCACUCUGAAGGUCCAGACAGAAGGUUUUGACACAUUCUUAGCACUGAACUCCUCUGUGAUCUAGGAUGAUAUGUUCACCCUCUGAUGAACAUCCUCUGAUGAUCUAGGCUCCCAGCAGACUACUUUGAAGGGAACAAUCAGAUGCAAAAGCUCUUGGGUGUUUAUUUAAAAUACUAGUGUCACUUUCUGAGUACCCACCGCUUCACAGGCUGAGUCCAGGCCUGUGUGCUUUGUAGAGCCAGCUGCUUGCUCACAGCCACAUUUCCAUUUGCAUCAUUACUGCCUUCACCUGCAUAGUCACUCUUUUGAUGCUGGGGAACCAAAAUGGUGAUGAUAUAUAGACUUUAUGUAUAGCCACAGUUCAUCCCCAACCCUAGUCUUUGAAAUGUUAACAUUAGAUAAAUCUAGAAAAUGCAUUCAUACAAUUACAGAAUUCAAACAUUGCAAAAGGGUGUGUGUCUUUCUCCCCGAGCUCCCCUGUUCCCCUUCAUUGAAAACCACCACGGUGCCAUCUCUUGUGUAUGCAGGGCUAUGCACCUGCAGGCAUGUGUGUAUGCACUCCCCGCUUGUGUUUACACAAGCUGUGGGGUGUUACGCAUGCCUGCUUUUUUCACUUAAUAAUACAGCUUGGAGAGAUUUUUGUAUCACAUUAUAAAUCCCACUCGCUCUUUUUGAUGGCCACAUAAUAACAACUGCAUAAUAUGGAUACGCCUUAUUUGAUUUAACUAGUUCCCUAAUGAUGGACUUUUAAGUUGUUUCCUUUUUUUUUCUUUUUUGCUACUGCGAACAGUGCUAUAAUAAAUGUCCUUAUCAAAAAUG
Messenger RNA from Pan troglodytes (chimpanzee), 3428 nucleotides. It is a transcript of the gene PLIN1, whose product is annotated as perilipin 1. Gene Ontology annotation, cellular component: lipid droplet. Bases 650 to 2218 code for a protein of 522 amino acids. Gene Ontology annotation, biological process: lipid metabolic process. The transcript is spliced from 9 exons. The record is from RefSeq and is a predicted model, not a curated record. NCBI's taxonomy places the organism in Eukaryota, Metazoa, Chordata, Mammalia, Primates, Hominidae.